GCAGGGGGUCUAAUUGCAAUUUGUUCAAACAUUUUGCCUCCAUAUGCAAUAUCUAGAGAUGCAAGGGGUUCAUAUAUAAAUAACCACACUACUAUUUCCAAACCUUCUUUCUAGUUGUGAUCCAAAAAUCCUAAUCGGAGCAAAACUCUACAUCAGUCAUUCAUGUCGUCACCGGCGAACGAUCCACGGCAACCGUCGACGGCGAAGCCGUACAAGCCUUCGCCGGUAGCUCCACAAGAUCUUCCUAUUGAUUACUCCGGCUUCAUCGCCGUCAUCUUCGGCGUCUUUGGCGCCAUGUUCAGAUACAAGAUUUGCUCGUGGCUUGCGAUUAUAUUCAGUGCUCAAUCCCUUGCUAACAUGAGGAAUAUGGAAACUGAUCUUAAGCAGAUCUCGAUGGCCAUGAUGUUUGGUAUUAUGGGUCUCAUGACAAACUACUUGGGUGUUGGUCCCCGUGGAAGCAAGAAAACUUGAUGGAAUGGUUUUAGGCACAAGCUCAGGAUAUUGAUGUCAAACGUGUGCAUGUCGUCCCGAAAUUUUUGCGCUGCUUUGAUGAUUCUGAGCUAAACAAAGUUGUAGAAUAUGUUUAUUUUGUAGUUUUGAGCUCUCUCUUCAUGUUACUUAACCAUGAUUAAUUAAUAUGUAUUUUACUUGAUUUAAUUGCUUAACUGUGGUAUGGAACAUUGGUUUGGUGUAUA
This is a messenger RNA of Capsicum annuum, 695 nucleotides long. RefSeq names its product protein Asterix. The record is from RefSeq and is a predicted model, not a curated record. The transcript is spliced from 3 exons. Gene Ontology annotation, molecular function: protein folding chaperone. The coding region runs from base 163 to 471 and encodes 102 amino acids. Lineage: Eukaryota; Viridiplantae; Streptophyta; Magnoliopsida; Solanales; Solanaceae. Gene Ontology annotation, biological process: protein insertion into ER membrane. Gene Ontology annotation, cellular component: endoplasmic reticulum membrane.